This is a messenger RNA of Thlaspi arvense, 967 nucleotides long. The record is from the annotation of a GenBank genome assembly. NCBI's taxonomy places the organism in Eukaryota, Viridiplantae, Streptophyta, Magnoliopsida, Brassicales, Brassicaceae.
GUACUUAUUAGUUAUUAUACAGACACAACCACACAGAGAGUAAAAAGAAAAAAAAAAAAUUAUCCGACUCCAUUACGGCGCCGUUUCUAAAACAGAUGGUAAUCCAAAAAAGGAGAGCUUUUGCAUUUUCCUUGGAAUUAUCAAAAUUUCUUCCGGUCAAAACUAAUUCGUCAGAUCCAAUUGGAGACCGAUCAUCGAUCAGAUGGAUUUGGCUGAACUGUGGGCGAUCUUCGGGCCUGGUUUCUCCGGCGCCGUUUUCGGAACCGGCUGGUGGUUCUGGGUCGACGCCGUCGUCUGCAGUUCCAUCCAAGUUCCCUUCCUCCAUUACCUUCCCGGCAUAUUCGCAUCUCUCGGAGCUCUGAUGUUCAAUUGCGUGAGAAAAGAAGAUAUCGAUUACUCUCCUUAUGACGAAGGCGAAUGGAGAUUGAAGCUAUGGCUUUUCAUAGCGUAUGUGGUAGCGUUUGUUUCCUUGGCUGCUUCUGUUGGUUUGCUGAUUCAAGAUUCGGUCGUGAAGACUGGUCCUUCGACCUGGACUGGUGUGGCUGGUGUCUUUCAAUGUGUCUUUGUGUUGAUAAGUGGCCUAAUGUAUUGGACUUCUCACUCAGAGUAAGUAGAUGCACAAGGCACGCACUUACGCACUUCAUCGGCCCGACUCAGAUACAUGUUGUGACAUCUUCUUACAAGUGCCCUCUCUUUUACUUCUACUCUGUAAAUUCUUGUGUCUGGUCUGCUCUGGUCUAGCUUGGUGUUGUGUGCUAGAUUCUUCCCCAGUUGCAUUCGUGUGCGCUGCUUAUGUUCAGAGGAUGGAUAGAAAAAACUAUGUUGAACUUUGUGUGUGUCAUUGAAAAAGACACUGUUAUAGUACAAGAACUUGCUAAACUCGUUAUAUUGUCUCGAGCUCUGCUCUGUGUUCUAAUUUCAUUCGCAUGAAAGAGUAACAAAGAAACUAAUUCAAGAAAGAAACACA